Tyto alba (common barn owl) is the source of this 1311-nucleotide messenger RNA. It is a transcript of the gene FAM185A, whose product is annotated as family with sequence similarity 185 member A. Bases 73 to 1179 code for a protein of 368 amino acids. The transcript is spliced from 8 exons. The record is from RefSeq and is a predicted model, not a curated record. Lineage: Eukaryota; Metazoa; Chordata; Aves; Strigiformes; Tytonidae.
UGUUUACCGGCAGCUCCGCGUCACGUGACCCGGCGGGGCCCCGGCGAUCCGCCCGAGGGGGCUCGUGCCGCCAUGAGGGCUCUGACCCCGCGCUGGCGGCCGCUGGCGCUGCGGGCGGCGGCUGAGCGGUGGGGGCCGCCAGUCCCCCGACGCGGCUCCGCCGAGGCCGGCGGCCGCCAGCCCCUUCAGGAGUGGGCGCUGGCGGUCAGCCCCCGGGGGCGGCUGCGGGUGCGGCUGCCCUGCCAGGUGAGCGUCCGCCCGCUGGAUCCGGAGCGCUACCCGGGCGCGGACCGCGUGCUGGUGGCCGCCAGCGGCGCCGGCGGCAGCAGCCCCCCGCCCCGCGGCCGCCUCCGCGUGGAGUACGAUGAGGCGCUGGGGCAGAUGGCGAUCGUCGCGGACGGUGUGGACAGCAAGGCCGCCGUGGACGUCAGGACGCCCGUCAAGUUCGAUUUGGAUAUCAAAACAUCAGGGACUGGAUGCGUGAAGAUUCAGAAAAUAGAGUGUGAUAACUGCAAAAUAGAAACGGAGAAGGGGACUAGUGUCUUGCAGUCAAUAAAGAGCCAUAAAAUUGAUAUACGAACAAACGGUGGCAAAGUAAUUGGUCUUGGAACACUUUACGGAAAUAUAGAUAUUCGUGCAACAGAAAAGGGUAGUGUGAAUAUAGAGAAGCUGCAGGGGACAUCCAUCAACAUAUGUACUGAAGAUGGGCUGCUGAAAACUAAGUACCUUUAUGCAGAAUCAUCAUCUCUGUCUUCAGUAGGUGGUGAUAUUCUACUGGGAAGUAUUCAUGGUAAUACCAACCUUCAGACCAAAACAGGGAAUAUCACAGUAGAUUCAUCAGAUGGAAGUCUAAAAGCUUCUACACAUCAUGGAACAAUAGAUGUUUAUGUCAGUCAAUUAAGAAAAGUAGAUCUGAAAUCCCAAAAAGGUUCAAUUACAGUCAAGGUACCUGCCUCUCUCAAAGCCUAUUUACAGCUGUCUGGAAGAAAAGUGGAUGUGAGUUCAGAGAUCCAGUUAAAAGAAACACAGAGUUCCUCCAAAGAUGAUCAAGUAACUAUAAGUGGUCACAUGAAUCAAAGGGAUGAAUCGGACAAAUGGAUUAAGGCUGAUACACAAAAUGGCAAAGUGUGUCUUAAAAGCCAAAGCUGGAUCCAGUCUGUCAAGCUGAAGGAUUCUUGAAGAUGAAAUAGGCCAAAGAGAUUAAAUCACGGAAUUGUAAAGGAACACUUCUGUAAAAUCAUGAAACUUUGUUGAUGUAUGUUCUUAAUAUAAGAGAGAAACAAUAUUAAAAAUGAGGGUGUUUUAACCCAA